Messenger RNA from Ornithorhynchus anatinus (platypus), 4617 nucleotides. RefSeq names its product tensin-1-like. The record is from RefSeq and is a predicted model, not a curated record. Gene Ontology annotation, biological process: fibroblast migration. Lineage: Eukaryota; Metazoa; Chordata; Mammalia; Monotremata; Ornithorhynchidae.
AUGGGGAGGGCGGGCAGUCGUGGGCGGCCGAGGAGAGGAGAGCCAGCGUCCACCCGUCCGUCCUCCCGGUCGCCCGGAGCCGCGGCCUCGCCCGCUCUCCUCCUUCCGCCCCUCCCCGGCCCCUCUGGCCACCUGCCCGCUCCCCGCCGCCACCCCGGAGAUCCCCGCACCGACCCUGCCCUGCGCCCUGCGGCUUCCGAGCCCCCCGAGGUGGCCACCCCCUGCAGUCCUCCUUCCCAACAUGAGCUGCAGCCUCUCAGGACGGAAAGCCCGGCCGACAAUGUAGACCCGGGGGAAGGGACCUCGCGGCGUGGGUUAACCCUCAAGAGCCCUGCAGAAGACGGGUCCUGCCAGCCACUCCGGACCGGUGUCCCACGGGUGACCCACCCCCAGGCCCAGCCCCAGGCCCAGCCCUUCAGAGGCCGGAGCCCUCAUCUUGGCGGCGGCGGCGUGGAGGCGGGCGGCGUGUCCGGCGCGUCCGGUGGGCGGCGGACGAUGGAGGAGAGCUGCGAACUGGACCUGCUGUACGUGACGGAGCGCAUCCUGGCCGUCUGCUACCCGCGGCCCGCUCACCCCGACACCUUCCGUGCCCACCUGCGGCACGUGGCGCGCAUGCUCCACUCCAAGCACCGGGACAGCUAUCUGCUCCUCAACCUCUCUGAGCGGAGACAUGACAUCGCCCAGCUGCACCCUAAGGUGCUGGACUUUGGCUGGCCCGAUCUCCACACGCCCGCCCUGGAGAAGAUCUGCAGUGUCUGCAAGGCCAUGGACACCUGGCUCAAUGCCGACCCCCGAAAUGUGGUCGUCCUGCACAGCAAGGGAAACCGAGGCAGGAUGGGGGUGGUGAUCGCCGCCUACAUGCACUACAGCAACAUUUCCGCCAGCGCGGACCAGGCCCUGGACAGAUUCGCCAUGAAGAGGUUCUACGAAGACAAGGUGGCCCCGUUCGGUCAGCCAUCCCAGAAGAGGUACGUCCACUACUUCAGCGGGCUGCUGUCCGGCUCCAUCAAGAUGAACAACAAGCCGCUGUUUCUGCACCACGUUAUCAUGCACGGCGUCCCCGACUUCGAGUUCAGAGGAGGCUGCCGCCCCUUCCUCAAAAUCUACCAGGCCAUGCAGCUUGUCUACACGUCUGGCAUCUACAACGUACGAGGAGACAGCCAGACCAGCAUCUGCAUCACCAUCGAGCCAGGCCUGCUGCUCAAGGGCGAUAUCCUGCUCAAGUGCUAUCACAAGAAGUACUGCAGCCCCGACCGAGACGUCAUCUUCCGCGUGCAGUUCCACACGUGUGCCAUCCAUGACCUGGGCGUGGUCUUCGGGAAGGACGACUUGGACGACGCCUACCAAGAUGAGCGGUUCCCCGAGUAUGGCAAAGUGGAAUUUGUGUUCUCCUAUGGCCCUGAGAAAAUUCAAGGCAUGGAGCACCUGGAGAACGGUCCGAGCGUCUCCGUGGACUACGCCACCGCCGACCCGCUGGUCCGCUGGGAUUCCUACGACGGCUUCGACGUCCGCCACGAGGACAGCGUGGACGAGGCCUUGCCGGGCCACACCCAGGGUCCUCUUGACGGGAGCCUCUACGCCAAGGUGAAGAAGAAGGAGGACGGCCUGAACGGCGGCGGGGCCGGGGCGGGCGGCGGGGUCCGCCCGGCCCCCUCGGCCACCCCCGACCACGUGGAGCACACGCUGUCCGUCAGCAGCGACUCGGGCCACUCGACGGCCUCGACCCGGACGGACCGGACGGAGGAGGCCCCGGUGCCCCAGGGCGUCGCGGCCGGGCCCCCCGCCCGCCGCCCCGCGGCGCCCGCCAUGCUGCCCGCCCCCGCCCGCCGCGUGGUGCCCGCCCAGGUCCACGUCAACGGGGACGACGCGCCGCCGGCCGAGCGGGAGACGGACAUCCUGGACGACGACGACAUCGACGACCGGCCGCCGCCCGGCCUCCUGACCAACGGGCUGGACGCCCCCGCCCUCGACGGCUCCGGCCUCCCGCGGGACGGCCCGGCCGCCGCCCUCCGGCCCGUCCGCCCCGCCUUCUCGGCCGGGGACGGCCGCGGGGAGGGCCCGGCCUCGCCGACCUCGCCCCCGCCCGGCCCGGCCUCGGGCGGGAUGUACCGGUCCCGGUCCUGCCCGGACGCCGAGCCCCGCCUGCCCCCGGCCCCGGUCCGGGGCGGCAGCAGCCGCGAGGCCGUGCAGAGGGGGCUCGGCUCCUGGCAGCAGCAGCUGCAGCAACUGCAGCAGCCGCAGUGGGGGCAGUGGGCGCCGCCGCAGCCGCGGCCCUGGCAGGAGCAGCCGCCGCAGCAACCGCCGUGGCGGCAGCCGCCGCCUGUCCAACGGCAGUACCGGAGCCCCCCGGGCUCCGGCCCUCCGGUCGAGGCCCUCCAUGAGAGGCGGCGGGCCUCGGGCGAGCCCGGCCCCCGGCCCGCGGCCCGGGCCCGCUCCCGCAGCCCGCCCGAGUGGGCGCGCGGGGCCUCGCGGCGGGAGAUCGAGCAGUCCAUCGAAGCGCUGGACGAGCUCAUGUCGGACCUGGGCUCGGCCUCGGCCCGCUCCGCCGUGCCCAAGUCCCAGAGCGCCCCGGGGGCCUGGCCGGGGGCCUGGCCGGCGGCCGCCUCCUCCCCGGGGGCCUCCCGCCGGGCGCCCCCCGGGCCGGCGUCCCGCGGCUCCCCGGAGCGCGCCCCUCCGGGCCGCCCGCCCUCGCCCUACGACUUCCAGCCCCGGCCGGCCCCCGCCGGACAAGCCCGGGACCGCCACGGCCCCGUCGCCGCCUUCGGACCCCCGGCCGCCCUCCCCGGGCUCCCGCCGAAGGAAGCCCAGCCGGGCCCGCCUCGCCAGCCGGAGGAAGAGCCCCUGAACCUGGAGGGGCUGGUCGCCCACAGGGUGGCAGGGGUCCAGGCCAGAGAAAAGCAUCCUGCGGAGCCCCCCGCCCCCGGGCGCAGACGUGCGGCUAGCGAGGGUCAGCCCGGGGGCCCCGGCCCGGAAGCCCCCUCGUCCCCCCGGAGCCCCGGGGUCCGCUCGCCGGUCCAGUGCGUCCCGGCCGAGCUGGCCCUCACCAUCGCCCUCAACCCCGGCGGGAGGCCCCGGGAGCCCCACCUCCACAGCUACAAGGAGGCGUUUGAAGAGUUGGAGGGGGUCGCCCCGGCCAGCCCACCCCCCACCGGCGUUCGUUCCCCUCCGGGCCUGGCCAACCCGUUGUCGGCCCUGGGCCUGAAGCCGCACAACCCGGCCGAGCUGCUCCUGCCACCCCGCGGAGAGCCCAGGAGCUACGUGGAGUCGGUGGCGAAGACGGCGGCGGCCGGAGCCCCGGAGCCCAAGUCGAGGAGCCCGCACCCCCAGGUCGGCCGGGCCUACGGCUCCGAGUCGCCCCUGAGGAACGGGGGUUGGGGCGGCUCCUUCUCCCCGCCCGGGCCCCUGUCCACCAGCAGCCCCGUCCUCGGCCCGGACAGACCCCCAGGCCCGCAGACCCCAUCUGUGGCUCCGAGUCCCAGCUGGCCCUGGACCGACUUGGUCUCCACUUCCGGCCCCGUCGGGCCGUCGUUGGGAAGCUUCCCGUUGGGGGCCAGCAGCCUCGGCGGCGUGGGCGGCGGCAGCCCGGGCCCGCUCCCCCGGCCCGGGCUCGCUCAGCGAGCCGAGCCUCGGUUCUCCCGGCUGGGGCCCCCCGAGCCCGCGGCCCCCUGCGCCUCGCCGCCGCCCAGCCCCGCCGUCAGCCCGACCCCCGACGACCGGGCCCGGGCCCAGCCCGGGCCUCACCCGCCGCCCCUGGCGUCCCCCGACCGUCUGGCCCGGCCCGCUACCCCUGAGGACCGGCGGCCCACCCUGUCCCGCCAGAGCAGCGGCUCGGGCCAGCGUGGGCCGUCCACCCCGUCCUUCCCGCCGGUGUCCCCGGGGUCCCCCAGCUCCGCGUCCUCCUCCCCGGAGCCGCCGGCGGCCUCCCUCAGGGCGGGGAGCCCCUUGCCCGCCGGGCCCGAGAAGCGCAGGAUGUCGGUGGGGGAGCGGGUCGGAGGCCUGUCCAGCUACGCCACGGUCAACGGCAAGGCCUCCUCCUCGCCCGUGUCCAGCGGCCUCUCCAGCCCCUGCCGCGCCAGCCCCGGCGUCUCCUUCUCCCACACCCUGCCCGACUUCUCCAAGAUCUCCAUGCCAGACAGCAGCCCCGAGACCCGGGCCCACGUCAAGUUUGUCCAGGACACGUCCAAGUAUUGGUACAAGCCCGAGAUCACCAGGGAGCAGGCCAUCACGCUCCUCAAGGACCAGGAGCCUGGCGCCUUCAUCAUCCGCGACAGCCAUUCCUUCCGCGGGGCCUACGGGCUGGCGGUCAAGGUGGCGUCCCCUCCGCCCACCAUCCUCCAGCAGAGCAAGAAAGGAGACCUCGCCAACGAGUUAGUGCGUCACUUCCUGAUCGAGACCGGCCCCCGGGGUGUGAAGCUUAAGGGAUGCCCCAACGAGCCAAACUUUGGGAGUCUGUCUGCGUUGGUAUACCAGCACUCUGUCAUCCCACUGGCCCUGCCCUGCAAACUCGUCAUCCCGGAAAGAGCCCCGCGCCCGUCGACGGCCACCCGGACCCGGGUCCCUCAGGGCGCGGGGGCCGAAGGGUCAUCCCGCCGGCCCACCGGCUCUCCGUCCAGCUGA